Molecule: messenger RNA, 3467 nt
Organism: Pungitius pungitius (ninespine stickleback)
Lineage: Eukaryota; Metazoa; Chordata; Actinopteri; Perciformes; Gasterosteidae
Product: protein tweety homolog 2-like
Exons: 14
Coding region: 262-1866 (534 amino acids)
Cellular component (GO): plasma membrane
Molecular function (GO): volume-sensitive chloride channel activity; intracellularly calcium-gated chloride channel activity
Source: RefSeq, a predicted model, not a curated record
AACACGUGUUUGACCCGCACUUUAGUAGUUGCGGGACUGAAGAACAGUUCUGAAGAACCAUGGGGACCGGAGCGAGGAGUAGUGACAGUCUGUGCGGGUAUGCAGGUGUAAUGGCAAAGGAAGAACUUGCUCUAUAAUGCUCUGUGGUGAUUAUAUCCUAUGAUAAAGUCGCGUUUAUUUUUUAUUUUUUUUCUACAAAACCUGGGAAUAUUUGGUAGUUAAAGUCUCGAGAGAAAGCGUGGGCUGUCUUUUCAAGCAAGAAUGGCCAAUGCAAGACUUGAUUACGUUGCUCCGUGGUGGACAUACUGGCUGCACAAUUUCCCCCACUUCAAUUUCUCUUUCCAGUCGGUCGACAACAAUUUCAAGCCGGAGGAGACGAGCUAUCAGCAGUCUCUGAUGUUUCUGGCGUGUGCGGCUGCCAUGGGCCUGGGUCUGAGCCUGCUGGUCGUGGCCGUGUGCCUGGUCUGCGCGUGUUGCGGCCGCAGAGACGUAGACGAAGACACCAAAAGGCCCGCGACCUGCUGUCUCACCUGGUCCGCCGUGGUCACAGGUCUCAUCAUCUGUUCGGCUGUGGGAGUGGGGUUCUAUGGUAACAGUGAGACCAACGACGGGGUGUACCGGCUGACCUACUCGCUCUACAAUGCUGAUCACACAUUGAGCGGCAUCAACGACAUGGUCUCAGGGUCUCUGGGUAAUGCUCAAACCGUGCUCAAAACGCACCUGGACCGCCUGGAUGAAAUAUUUUCGACGAGGCCCGACUACGUCCAAGCUCUUCGCUUCAUGACGCUGAUGGUCAACAACGUAAUCCGUGAGAUGACCACCCUGCCGGAUAUAAACAAAGCCAACGUUGAUUUGUCAGCCAUCGCCGACCAGACAGCCUCCAUUGAGUAUUACAGAUGGCUGACAUAUCUGCUGCUGCUCAUCCUGGAUCUGGUCAUAUGCUUGGCCCUGUGCUUGGGGAUGGCCAAGCAGUCUCGAUGGCUGCUCUUCACGAUCAUGGCGUUUGGAUUGCUGUCUAUGAUCCUGAGCUGGGCCUCGCUGGGAGCUGGCACUGCUACAGCUGUGGGCACCAGUGACUUCUGUGUGUCUCCAGACAAGUUUAUUGUUAACCAAACCAAGGAUUUCCUAAGUGCAGAUGUUGCCCACUAUUAUUUGUUCUGCAGCCCGAAUCUACCAAACCCUUUCCAGCAGUCUUUCACAAUCUGUCAGCGUUCUCUGACCACCAUGCAAAUCCAGAUCCAGGGCUUGCUGCAGUUGUCUGUGCCCGUCUUUCCCACUGCUGAGAGAGACCUUUUGGGGAUCCAGCGACUGCUGAACUCUACCGAGUUCAGUCUGCAUCAGCUUACAGCCUUGCUGGACUGCCGCGGGCUACACAAGGACUACCUGGAUGCCCUAAUGGGUGUGUGCUACGAUGGGGUGGAAGGGCUCCUCUACCUCUCUCUCUUUUCCCUGCUGGCUGCCUGCACACUCUCCGCAAUGCUGUGCGUGAUUUUUAGAGUAUGGACGCUAAUGGACAGCAGAGACAAAGUGUUUGAUGACAUAGAUGAGGAGGAUCCAUUCAACCCCGAAGCUCGGCGGAUGUCCUACAACCCCAGGCGGUCCAACAUCCACAGUUUUUGUAGUUUCACCAGCAGCCUCGGCAGCCAGGCCAGCCUGCAUCCACCUCCACAAUCCGCCUCUAAUGUCAUGCCACCCCCUGAAUACAUGAAUCAGUCCAUGCUUUUUGGAGGGAGUCCUCGCUAUGAGAAUGUGCCGCUGAUAGGGAAAGGAUCCCCACCUCCCUCGUACUCGCCCAGUAUGAGGACCACCUAUCUAUCUAUGACUGAGGCGCAGAUCAGACACUUUGGGACUGACUUCCAGGUGUAGCCUGCUACCUACUGAAUCCUUUUUAGAGAGGCACUUUCUGAGACUCUGGGUUCUUACCGAGGAGGUUGUCUUCACAGCAAAAUCUCGUUUACAGGAUCUGCAGCCCGCUGUCCCAAUCUGAGACACGAAAGCCGACAUGAGAGAGAUUCCGAUGAAAUGCUCUGCAUAUAGUUUUGAACUGAGAUUUCCCUAAAAAGUCAUCUCAAGACUGUUUAUGAUGUUUGGAAAUACUGUCCUCCGAUGUAAGAAUAUCUUGUGGGCCAAAUCAAGAACAUCCAAGAAGAUUGUUUCUAACAUUUUGUUUGCUUCUUCCUGUUGUCCUGUGUCCAGCAUGGAUAUGAUCAUUGACACCAACAUUAUUUUAAUAUGAAAUGGGAUGACUGAAUAUGACCCCUGGACCUUCGGUCGUGUCAUUUAGACUUUUAAAAACCACUUACUCGCUGACAGUAAAUUCAUUUUCUUAUUGGCCUUUAUCUAGUCUUUAAUGGUGGUACCUUAUUUGAAAUGAAACACCACUAUUUCAACCUGUCAAAACCAUAAUAACAAAUGAAAACCAUUCUAAAUGUUGUUUCGUCGUGAAGCCAAAGUUAUUAUUUGCCAUCAAUUUACAUGUUUUCUUUCUCAUUGGGCUGUAUCUCAUGUAUCACCUGCUGAUCAGCUACCAAUGAAAUGGUUGCUGAAGGGUUUAUUAUGAUGUCGCUAUAUUCACAGACCCCCAGCAGUUGCUUUUGGCUAAAUUACCCUGGAUUAAUUGACCACAACAUAAUGGGAUUUGAUUGACUACCAGACAUGCAACACCUGCAAAUUUUGUAAAUGUUUAACUUUUUCUCAAAUAUCCAUAUGCUCAGUACUUUGUGAAUGACAAAUUGUUCUCUUCAGUGUACAAGAAAUCUCUAUGCCUAUCUCUGUGUCGGGUAAUACAUCAAACUAAAUUCAUGUUGACCAUAAAUUAUGUAUUUAAUUGUAUAAUACCAUGUCUCCUCUCACAACUUCUGAAUAAUAUUAGCAAAGACUGAAUAAUAGCAACGCUGACUUGACAUCAGGCUAAAUAUCAUUGUCCUAUGGGAAGUUGAUCUACUUGAGGUCUUGGAAAAAACAAGAUUUUCAACGUGUAACCCUACAGCACCAAACACAUUAUAUUAUUUUUUUGUACAUUCAAAUAACCUUUUCCCAGAAAUGUUCAUAUUUUACAAAUGUGGAUUAAAGCAAAGGACCUCUAGAGAAAAUGGAAAAUAAUUGCUGAUGUUUGAAUAUGCUAAUGAGGCAUUUACUCAUCAAAUGUGUUUUGUUUGCAUACAUCAUUCCCAGAAGAGAAAGUGUUCAUUGGAUGCAGCCAGGUUAAACAUUCUGUGUUUCAUUUUGUUGACAUAAACGUUGAACGUUUUUACACAGAGAAUUUUGAAGUUAACUUUUAACAGAAAAAGUCCACCAUGAUUUGUAUGACCCUGUUGUAUAGAACAGACUAUGAAUGGUAUUAACCAGCUUCCCUGUAAAAAUAUGCAGUAUAUCGAUGGGAAAUAAAGCAACCGGUUUGUUGUAAGGAAUCGCUUCCUGCUCAUUUAUUGUGGAUUUAAAUUACAACGAGACAAAUUAUUGUACAA